UCAGAUACUGUUAUUCUUGAAAGAGCAUUGUAGAAUAAGUCAAAUAUGUUAAAACUCUUAAUUAGAUAUGAUUAAACAAAACUGGCGGUUUUACACAAAUAUCUUGACGAUUAUUUUACUUCGAAAUGAAAAUUUUCACAAAAUAAUAAAAAAAUUUAAGUUGAUUAAUUUUUUCGACUAGAGUCAUUUCAAUUUCAUCUAUAUCUCCAAUUCUGAAAUUUAUUAUUGAUCAGAUUUCAAAAUUCAUCUGUCAAAACCCUUUUCUCGUUAUUUGAAAUAAUUCGUAGUGAAUAUUCUCUGACACAAUUUCAUAUUUGACGCAAAGUAAAAUAUUUAGCAACAAUGAAAAAACUGCAAGUAGGAAAUGGUACGGAAAAAUGGAGUAUCAUAAUUAUUCAGACGUUUGAGAGAUCAUUUUUUCCCAUUUCGCGAAUUUCCAACCGAAUCUCGCUGGUCAUUUUUCAUGCCAUCAUGGUGAUAAAGUCCACAAAGGCUAAUACUAAUCAAAUAGUUGAAAAUUCUGAAAAUUCCAAACAUUGUUAACUCUACUGUUGACGUUUAUAUUAUCACCCUUGUUUAUAACACUUAUUUUUAUCAAUAUCUGAAAGAUUCGCUCACAUAAGCCUCCUUUAUGCAGACAUUGCAUCAGAAAUUCUCAUGAAUUUUGCAGAAAAUCUUUUACAUUAUAAUUUCACAUUCAUUUUCCACAUUGAAAACAAUUAAAAACGCUGCGCUAGAGUCAAUCCUCAUUUAAACUUUAGUAAAAAUAAUGUCUACCGAGCUUCUUAAUAUGAUUAGAAAUCAAUGAAAGCUCGAAAAAUAAAUAAAUUGAAUGGUUAAUAACCAUUUUUUAUGAUUUUAAGGAGUUUAUAAUUUUUCUGUGCAAACUUCGAAUAUCGUUUUUUAUUUGUCCUAUCCCAUUUUGUUCGUCCCUCUGUUAUCUGACCUCUACAUUAUUUUUAAUUACAUAUCUUAAGAUAUACCGCAGCUCAAGGUAAUAUGGACACCAAGAUUGAAUAAAGCUGGAAAAUUGAAAAAAAAAUGUCUGUCACAACCCAAUUUUGAAAUGCGAUAACAUAUUAUAAAAUAAGAAUAGAGACGAAAUGAUUGGGGGUCCAGAUGACGUAGGAUGAAAAAAGAAUCGGCGUCACUGUCCCACCCGUCAGAUGUGAAACACCCCUUCUAUGUGUGGAGGUAGAAGCUUUUAUAGGUAUAAAGGAGCUUCCCGACAGCAUAAAAGAAUGCAAGAACCUGCGUUCCCUCGACCUCUCAGUGAAUCCAUUCGAACGCUUCCCAGACGCCAUAACGCACAUAGUAGGUUUGCGCGAGAUAUACAUAAACGACGCAUACAUAGAGUAUCUUCCAGCCAACUUUGGUCGUCUUUCAUCUCUUCGCACAUUAGAGUUACGUGAGAACAAUAUGAUGACUCUACCGAAGAGUAUGAGUCGUCUGACAAAUCUACAGAGGCUCGACAUUGGUAACAAUGAUUUUACCGAGCUGCCCGAGGUAGUCGGCGAUUUGACAAAUUUAACUGAGCUGUGGAUCGAUGGAAACGAUAUUCGUCGCAUACCAGCAAAUAUCGAGCAGUUGUACCGAUUGAAUCAUUUCGAUUGUACGAUGAAUGCUGUUCAUGAAUUACCAUCGGAGAUCCAAGGCUGGCGUGACAUAUCAAUCAUUAAUUUUUCAUCAAAUGAACUUUACCAGUUACCAGAUACAUUGUGUUAUCUACGCACAAUAGUGACCCUUAAAAUAGAUGAUAAUCAAUUGAAUUCACUGCCAGAUGACAUUGGACAAAUGUCUAAUUUGGAGGAACUUAUUGUGACUAAAAAUUUUUUGGAGCAGUUACCAUCGUCAAUUGGUCUGCUACGUAAACUACACUGUUUAAACGCUGACAAUAAUUAUCUACGUGCAUUACCAUCUGAAAUUGGUAGCUGUUGUGCACUAUCACUCUUAUCAUUGAGAUCAAAUAAUAUAUCGGGUGUUCCUCCGGAACUGGGACACUUGUCUUCAUUGCGUGUACUCAAUCUUGUUAAUAAUUGUAUACAAUUCUUGCCGGUUUCCAUGCUCAAUUUGACCAAUCUCAAGGCACUCUGGUUGAGUGAUAAUCAGAGUCAACCUCUUGUUCCUCUUCAGCAGGAGUUCAAUAGGGAUGAAGAUAUGAUGGUAUUGAGCUGUUUUAUGCUACCCCAGAAACAGAGGAAAGAACUUGAACAAAUGGAACAAGCCGUGGGACCAAUUUCUGGUUCCAUCGUUGGAACGGGAAGGAGAAUAUGUUUUGCUGCUGAAGUCGAUACCGAGGUCCCUAGACAACUUCAUCGUGCACCAACCCCUUACCCAAAAGAGCUUCGUAAUCUCGCGAGACACGCACGCAAUCUCCAACAUCAGUCUCUGCAUGAUCAAAGGAUCCACCUUGAGAGAGAUGGAUUAAUAAAGGAAGCAGUAGUAGCGAAAUCUAGUCCAUCCCUCAACCUCUCUAACUCCCAGCUCCAUCCUUUAUCCUCCAUUCCCUCCUCACCAAAAUGCCACGAAGACCCCUUAGAAGAAUCAAAUCAACCCGUGCUGGCGCAGGAAAAGAGCCCUGAAAUUCGAGAAGCCAAGUGCGUUAGGAAUCCAGGAUCUGAAUACCUCUCACGACCCCCAACAAUUGCGGACUACGUGAGUUCCACUUGGAAGCCAGAAGAAUAUUCACGAACGAAUACAGCAAAAAUAGUAGAAUCGGAGAAGCUGGCUGAGGCGCAUAAGAAUCCGGAGAGCAGUCCCAGCGAUCAAAGCAAAAGCAAUAACGAUCCUCCCUUAUCACCUCCACCUUAUCACAUUGCCGCUGCAUUUUCCAAGAAGGCUGCCCUCUUUCAACAACUUAAUAGAUGUGAUUUGGUCGAUGAAAUGUCGACACAUUCCCACAAAAUUGACAAUCAUUCACGUAAUUCUUUUAAUGACACUCCUCAAGUACAAUUGUGUCAAAAUAAUAAUCAAAAUAAGAAUGAACAAAUUGAUGGAGAUGUUGGUGGUAGAAUAAUAGAUCAUCCAGUUCAUAAGAAUUUAAUUUUUAAGGAGGAUAGACCCAGUAGGAUUCCUAUUUUGAGGGGAAAAAAUCAUGAAACUGUUUCUGACACUGAGGGUAAUUUCACUGCUGAUGGUAAUUGUAAUUUAGCAUUCAAUGAUUUUGAUGACAAAGACAAAAGUAGUGAGGGGUUUUUGAGUGGUAUUGAGGGAAACUUGUCACCAAUGACGGGACGAAAGUACAGAAGUCCAUUGUCCAGUACGUACAGUCAAUUGCGACACUCCGACAGAGGGAAAAAAAUUAAUGGGAGCUUUAGAGAGGGACUGGAGGGCUUGAGUGGACAGAUUGGGAAUAAUUCGGUUGAAAUGCAGAAUGAGAAGAACUCUGGGAGGAGUACACCAGUGAGGAAUGGCGAGGGAGAUGUCAAUGGAGUAGAGAGAUCGAAACCCAAGGAUGAGGGUAAACCCAAGCUCAAGUGGAUGUUUGGACCACAUAGGAACGUUAAUGUGAUCCCUGUUCAAGUGAGGAAAAACCCAGGUUUGGGAUUCAGUAUUGCAGGUGGAGUAGUGGGAAACGAAACCGGUAUAAUCGUAACUAAAGUGAAUCCUGAUGGUCCAGCGCAAGGUACUCUUCGACCAGGUGACAAAAUUCUCGAAGUCGAUGGUAUUGAUUUCACAAAAUCGGAUCACGAUAGCGCAGUCGCUAUUUUACGCUCAACAGGAGCAGUAGUCACAAUGUUGAUAAGCAGACACCAGUGAAAAUGCACUCAAUUCUUCCACGCAGCUCACCGCCUCCAUCUUCAGGUUUUUACGCUGAACAAUAAAUAAUUAUUCUCCUCAUAUACGUAGACUGAACAUUUAAUAAUAUUCAUCAGUGGUAAAGAAAUAUUAUGGACCAGUUUUUCUAUUAAAAGCUGAGAUUGUGAAAUGAUAAGUGGGUAUUUAGCAGAUAGUUUUGACAAAACAAAUUUCAAAUAUAUUUGGCGAGACGUCGUUUUGUGUAUUAUCAAGACAGUGGUUUCUCGGAAAUUUCCGCUGAAUCUGAUAAUCUUCACCGCAUUUAUAGAAUAGCGUUCCUUUAACUCUUCACUCCAAAAAAAAUCUUAUUUUGAUAUUUUGAAAGUCAAUUUUGAUUUUUCAAUAACAACUUAAGAUUUGAAAGUCCCUAAUUGAGACCUCAAAGUCUGAAUUUGAAACAUUCGAAAAUGUCAACUCCGAACUAUCAAAUUUUAACGAGAAGUUCAUUCUUUGAAUAAACAUUUAUUCAGCAUAUCUAAAUUACAAUAUUAAAUUGUAGAAUCCAUGAAACUUCGAAAAUCAAUUAUUUAUUCUCAUAAGCAUUAUUAUCACUGAUGAACUAUUGUGACUAUAUGGCAAAUGUUGCGGUGAUUUCUCUCAAUUAAAUCUAUCUAAAUUAAAUAUCGAAUUACGGAACGUAGGAGAAAGUUAAAUAGAGUUCUGUAUUAUCCCUCGCUCGGAUAUGAGUUGGAAAAGAGGGAAUCAAGUGGCAAAUAUCGAGGUAAGCCUCGAAAUUGACCCCAGUGAUUUGAGAAAAAAUUGUUUUAGAAUUUCAUUUUUAUAAUCUGGCUCUGAAAGCCUUCAGCAUUUUCAAAUUAAAAGAAGUCAAAUUCAGAAGAAUAAUAAAGAAUAAUUUGAGCCAUUAAAAGCCCAAGCUGACACUUUCGAAAAACUCAUUUUGAGACUUCUAAAGUCUUCAAUUGGAAUGUUCAGAAGUCGGAAGUUGAAGUUGUAUUUUUGGGUGUUCCAUUCACAGUUUAGGUUUCAUCACUAAUCAAAACUAAACAAACACUAUAAAAUCAAACUCAAUCCACAUUAGUCACUUCAUCGGCAGCUAUUUGAACACUCACAUUUUUUAUGCCUUUUGAAAAUGCCAAAAUAUUAGAAAAAUACCAUGAAAAUCCUAAUAACAAAAAAAUGUGAGCGUGGAAAUUAUUGAUUAUAAGGAAAAUUGAUGAGAAAAGAACAGAAAAUAUUGAAGAGGCUGCUAUUUGCCAAGUAAACUUUUCUUCCCUCAAUCAUUGUGAUAAUGUUAUUUAUUUAUGUAAAAAUGCACGUUAUGAAAUCCCUGGGGAUUGAGUACCCGAUCUUUUAAAUUGUCUGUGUUGACAUGACGUGCCGUACUGCAUCGAUUGCGCAGUGAUUGAUGAUAAUAUCAUACCCUGUUAUAAUCUCGAAUUCUCUCUCAUCAAAAUAUCUUGAGGGAAUGCCAACAAUCACUUGGUUCUACUUUACCACGACUUUCUCCUCUCUGAGUAUUCGAUUCCACUGAUUGACUGGAACUAUGCACAAAUGUACCUUCUAUAUUUUUAAUGAAUUCCGAAAUGAGCAAAA
This is a messenger RNA of Diachasmimorpha longicaudata, 5352 nucleotides long. RefSeq names its product protein lap1 (gene Lap1). The record is from RefSeq and is a predicted model, not a curated record. NCBI's taxonomy places the organism in Eukaryota, Metazoa, Arthropoda, Insecta, Hymenoptera, Braconidae. Gene Ontology annotation, cellular component: postsynaptic density; basolateral plasma membrane; postsynaptic membrane. The transcript is spliced from 6 exons. Bases 1420 to 3759 code for a protein of 779 amino acids. Gene Ontology annotation, molecular function: protein binding. Gene Ontology annotation, biological process: embryo development; neurotransmitter receptor transport, endosome to postsynaptic membrane; receptor clustering.